GGGUGAGCCGGGUGUACGUACAGCCGGGGACCACUGUCUCCAUCGAGUUCGCCUCCAAAGGAGUGUCUCCUUACAAGGCCGUGCGGCUUUUCCAGGAGGAGACAGGAGACACUUCGGAGACAGCAGCAGCAGCAGCAGCAGCAGCAGCAGCGGGGGGGGCGGUGUGUGGGGCCCCACAGCUGCAGCUGGCGCGCGGGGUGUACGUACCGAGCGACGACUGGGGUGUCCCCACGGAGACCCCCGAAACCCUCGUCGAAGAGGGCCUCGCGCAAACCCUAAUUUGGAGACACUUUCAAAUCGGAGACACUUCGCGAGGGUCUCUUUUGAUUUGCAUUUGCGACUUCGAGUUCGUCGCCAACGGAGACUUCGCCGCCGACGGCACUUGCACGCAGCCCCAGCACUUCAACAUCCACGCAGGCAGACUCACCGUCAAAGGGCCCAUUCCUUCGGAACUGAAGGUGCUGCCAACCUACGAAACAGGGAGUCCCUUCUCGCUGUCCCUCGCAGGUGUGGGGUUUGGAAAAGGAGACAGAAUAGACAUCUUGAGGGGAGGAGACAGAAGCAAGUGUCUCCUUCGGCACUUGGGCCAAACCCUGAGGGUCCUGGAGGGACACCUGGGGGCCCGGGGGGGCCCCGGGGGGGCCCCCCGGGGGGCCCCCAGGGGCAUCGCGGGGGCCUGGCUGCGCGAGGCCUUCACCCUCGAAAAAAGUGUCUCCUUUGUCUCCUUUUCAGUUGGCCACAGCGACUAUCUCGUGGGCCAAACGGAGACAGUCUCCUUGGGGACUUUGGAGGAGUUUGUGGUUUGCUGGACGGGCGAGGGCACUGAGGGGCUCGCCGUGGGCUUCGCCACCAAGUUCAAAACCAAGGGGUUUGACCUAUCGAAGCGGGUGGUGGUUCCGUACGCUGUCUCCUCCUCGGGGGCGAACGAGACGCAGUUCUCUUUGUUCGUGCUGCACGGAGGGUCUCCUUUGGAUUUGGAGACUGUCUCCUUUUCGCUGAAGGAGACAGCAGCAAAAGGAGACACCGAGGAGACACUUUGCCGCGGAGACACUUUGGCUGCUGCUGCUGCUGUCUCCAGCUUCCAGCAGCAGGCGGACCGCCAGGUCAUUCGCGCCAGCGGUUUGCUGCUACAGCCGGGCCCCUCGCGGGCCCUCAGCAGCGGCUCGCAGCUGGACGUUUGUUUGGAGACAAAAGGAGACACCAAAGGAGACACUUUGGUCUUCCUGGGAAGAGCAACUGUUGCGGACGCGCUGGGGUACCACUGGCUGCAAGGAGACAGAAGUUGGUCUUUGUUGGACUUGGAAGAAGUUUUUGUUUCUGGACUUUUUGCAAAAACAAUAACUCUGGAGUUGUACAAAGACGAGGUGCGGCUGUUCGUGUGGACAGCAGCAGAUGUGUCUCCUUUCAAGUUGGGGACAGUUCGGAGACAGGGCUGGGCAGCAGCAGCAGCAGACGUCACGUUCGAGCGGUGUCUUCUUUACGUGGCGGAGACCGGAGACACUUCUGCUGCUGCUGCUGCUGCUGCUGCUGUCUCCAAGUUCGAGUUCGGGGACGUGGGCGCGCUGGCUGCUGCUGCGCCGACUGUCUCCUUUUCCGGCCCGCUGCAGAGCCCCUGCUGCCUGGUGCUGCUGUACGGAGACGCGCAGCAGCAGCAGCAGCCCUCGCUGCUGCUGCUGGACCGGACCACUGGUCACCUCCUCUGGCUCGACCAAGACCUCCAGCUCCUCAACUCUGCAAACCACUGGAAGGGACUCUCCCGUCCCCUGCAGUCUCCCCAGAGUUUGGCUUGCGUGCUGCGCGAGCGGCGCGCCGCCGCCGCUGCUGCUGCUGCUGCUGCUGCUGCUGCUGCUGCUGCUGCUGCUGCUGCUGCUGCUGCUGCUGACCCCGCCGACGCAGCAGCAGCGGGAGAGGCGGAGUCGGGGGAGCAGCCGUGGGGACUCUACGACUGCUACAUUGCAGACCGAGACGCAGACAGAGUUGUGCACCUCGAAGUCGAUGCUGCAAAAGGAGACACCAAGUUUGUCUGCGAAAUUGUCUCCGCGGGCCCCGAGCAAACGCGCCUGCACAAGCCCCGCGACCUCGCGGCCUUCAGCUACAACGGAGAAACCCUCCUUUUCCUCGUCCAGGAGGGCCACCUGGGGGUGGACCUGCUGGUGCCGGGGUCCGUCUCCUCGUCGUGGUUUUCGCUGUCUCCUUCGGGAGUCUCCGGGGAGACCCUGGGGCCCGUGCUGCUGCCGUUCGUGGUGGAGACGGGGGAGACAGUCUCCUCGCUGGCGUCGGCGCGGCUGGCGGCCUUCCGCUGCAGUUUGGAGACAGUUGCUGCGCAAAGUGUCUCCUUGCAGCAAACCGCCGUGGCCCCCGCCUUCACCUACGCCCAGAGCGACUUCUACAGCGUCGGAGACAGCCGCAGGCUGGAGCCGGUGGUGGCGGGAGGGACUGUCUCCUUAUCGGCCUUCAGGUCUUUCGUUUUGAACCCCAACUCCGCGAACUUUUCCUUCAUCAACUCCAUUGCUGCUGUGGACCCCCACAAGGGGACUCUCGUGCUGCAGCUGUCUCCUUCCGAGGAGCCCGAGCUCGAGGUCCAGGUCCAGGGACAGGGCCUCGUCAACUUCGUCUCCGCAACUGUCUCCUUCCGCCUUGCAUGCAAAAACGGCCACUUCUUGAGCCGCGGAAUGUGUCCCAAGUGUCCCCUCGGCACUUUCAACUCCGUCAGUCUCGUCAAGCACGCUUUCGAAGCCAACGUCCGCGCAUGCACGCAGUGUACGUACACCACGAGCACUGUCUCCGAGGGCUCCUCCAGCCCCGACCAGUGUCUCUGCAAAAAGGGACACUACCCCAACCCCGACCCAACCGCCGACGUCCCCUGUCUCCCCUGUCCCCCAGGGACGUGGAAAGACACGGUGGCGAAUUCGGGGUGUAUGGGCAACGGGUGUCCGGCCAACUCCAGCAGCAACGUCUCCGGAGCUGUCUCCGCAGCAGACAGGAGAUGUGCUUG
Molecule: messenger RNA, 2995 nt
Organism: Eimeria tenella
Lineage: Eukaryota; Apicomplexa; Conoidasida; Eucoccidiorida; Eimeriidae
Product: Cysteine repeat modular protein 2 PbCRM2, related
Exons: 7
Source: RefSeq, a predicted model, not a curated record